AUGGAGCAGCUAAAGGACUUUUGGAGGCAUACUGUCAAGACACCGCCUCAGCCUUGCUCGCUCUACCCGUCUAGCCGGCGUCUCUGGGCGGUCGCGAGGCCGUUCAGCGCAGGUCCCGGUAGGCCGAAGAAUUAUUCACGGUACUUCCCUAGGCCGGCAGGCGAGCCCAUUUUCACUCGCGAUAUCCCCUGUGACAGCGAGGAUCCUGGUGAAGCAAUAUCGAAUUCUUUCACGCUGGAAGAGCUGGAAGGCCUAGUGCUUUCGGUUUACACCUUUCUGAAGCUCGAUGCGGAGGAGACCGCAUGCUGGGAGGCCAAGCUAUGGUCCAGUUCGGUCGACAGUAAUGCCACCCUCGCCCGCUCAUCCAACACCACCAGCCCUCAUACGGCGGCUGCCUCUUAG
This is a messenger RNA of Coniosporium apollinis CBS 100218, 402 nucleotides long. RefSeq lists its product as uncharacterized. The record is from RefSeq and is a predicted model, not a curated record. The transcript has a single exon. NCBI's taxonomy places the organism in Eukaryota, Fungi, Ascomycota, Dothideomycetes. The coding region runs from base 1 to 402 and encodes 133 amino acids.